Molecule: messenger RNA, 1506 nt
Organism: Fonsecaea pedrosoi CBS 271.37
Lineage: Eukaryota; Fungi; Ascomycota; Eurotiomycetes; Chaetothyriales; Herpotrichiellaceae
Exons: 7
Coding region: 1-1506 (501 amino acids)
Biological process (GO): transmembrane transport
Cellular component (GO): membrane
Molecular function (GO): transmembrane transporter activity
Source: RefSeq, a predicted model, not a curated record
AUGGAUACCACUACCACCACACAUGGAGGGGACAAGCCACAUGGCGACACGCCCGUGGCCGUCCACGAAGAGGACCUCCAGGUGUCCAUCAAGUCACUGGAAUUGCUUGAGGAACCGGAUCCAGAGAUCGACGGGCGUAUAAGGCACAAGUUCGACCGACACAUCCUGCCGUGGCUGUUCGCCAUCUGGCUCUUCUCGUUCCUCGACCGCAGCAGCAUCGGCAACGCCAACAUCGCCGGCAUCUCGCAGGAUCUCAAACUCGUGGGCACCCAGUACAAUCUGGCCCUCAUGCUCUUCUACAUCCCCUACAUCUUGGUCGACAUACCGUCAAACUGGAUCGUCAAGUACUGUCGCGCGGGCUUCUAUCUGCCAGCCCUCAUCACCGGCUGGGGUCUUGUCUGCACCUUUACGGGUUUCACGAAGAGCUUGGGGGGUCUCAUCGCCGGGCGCCUUCUCCUCGGCUUCUUUGAAGGGGGUCUCGUUCCGGGCAUCCUCAUCUACCUUGCCAUGUUCUAUCGCCGGAGUGAGAUGGCUUACAGGAUUGGACUCUUCUACUGUGCCGCUCCGUUGAGCAGUGCAUUUGGUGGCCUACUCGCCUCCGGCCUUGCGAAGAUUGAGGUCGGAUCUUACCAGAAGUGGCCUUGGAUCUUCUUUGUCGAAGGUUCCGCUACGGUCCUCGUUGGAAUCACAGCGGCGAUGUUUCUGCCAGACAGCAUCACGCACGCCAAAUUCCUGACGCCAGAGGAGCGGGUCGUCGCGCACAGGCGAGUCUAUGGUGAUGCGCGGGCGGCGAAUGGAAUGGCCACAGUCGAGCAAGAGAAGUUUUCAUGGCAUUGGGUGCGCAUAGCGCUCUUUUGCCCGCUGCCGUGGCUCACUUCUGUCGCCUACAUGAUGAUCAUUGUGCCUCUUUAUGCCUAUGCGCUCUUCCUCCCCACCAUCGUCCACUCUCUCGGAUACACCUCGACGAUCGCACAGCUGCUGACCGCUCCGCCGAACGUGCUGGGCUUCUUCAGCGUCCUGCUCGUCACCCGUCUCUCGGAUAAAGCCGGGAUGAGAGCGCCGUUCAUGGUCGCGGGCGGCAUCCUCGUCGCGACGGGCUACUCGAUGCUUCUAGGGUCGGAUCUCCCUGGCGUCAAAUACGGAGCGACCUUUGUCAUUGCGAUCGGGCUAUACCCAGCAUCGCCUUUGUGCCUCGCAUGGCUGAGCAACAACGCCGCGCCGCACUACGUUCGCGCCACGUCGAGCGGGUUGCAACUCGGCGUUGGCAACUGCGCGGCCUUUAUCGCGACAUAUUCGUAUCUUGCCAAGGACGCUCCCGAAUACACCAUGGGCCACAGCAUCAACAUCGGCGCCGCCAUCCUGUUCUGCAUCAUGACCACCUCGACGAUGCUGUACUGUCGCUGGGAGAACAGGCAGAGAGAACAAGGCGCCCGCGACUGGCGCCUGACCCAGCAGGAUCCCACGCGCCUCGGCCAUUUGCAUCCCGAUUUUCGGUAUACCUUGUGA